This is a messenger RNA of Varanus komodoensis (Komodo dragon), 5691 nucleotides long. RefSeq names its product solute carrier family 4 member 11 (gene SLC4A11). The coding region runs from base 32 to 2596 and encodes 854 amino acids. Lineage: Eukaryota; Metazoa; Chordata; Lepidosauria; Squamata; Varanidae. Gene Ontology annotation, cellular component: plasma membrane; basolateral plasma membrane. Gene Ontology annotation, biological process: monoatomic anion transport; monoatomic ion homeostasis; transmembrane transport. The transcript has 20 exons. The record is from RefSeq and is a predicted model, not a curated record. Gene Ontology annotation, molecular function: solute:inorganic anion antiporter activity.
CGGCGGAGCGGAGGGAGCAGGCGCGGCGGCGAUGGCGGUGGCGCGGCGCGUCUUCCACCUCCAGCCAUGCGAAAGCCCACCGGCAGCAAUGUCCAGAAAUGGGUACUUCUUCGAAGAAACAGGUUACCUUAAAUGUGAUACAGACGAUGGCUGCGAGAACAAAGAAGAAGUGGGAGGAGAAGAACUCUUUGACACUGUAAAUUCCUCCAUCGUUUCCGGGGACAGCAUCCGGUUCUUUGUGAAUGUCAACUUGGAUGUCCAGCAGAACGUUACUGCAGAAAGUGAGAGUGCUGGCUGCGUUUUACUGCACACAUCAAGAAAAUACCUAAAAUUAAAGAACUUCGAGGAGGAAGUGAGAGCCCACCGGGACCUUGAUGGGUUCCUGGCCAGAGCCAGCAUCAUUCUGGACGAGACGGCAACCUCUCUGGACGACGUCCUGCGAGAGAUGUUGAAACACUUCGCAGAGGACUCUGACAACGCAGAGCCAAGCUGCAACUUCGACAAGAUCAUGAGCACUUUAUUCACCGAUUCGGGGACCCCCAGAGAAGGGAACGUUCACCUGUUGUCGGAUACAAUUCAGGGUGUCACAGCGACAGUCACUGGGGUACAGUAUCAACAGUCAUGGCUUUGCAUCAUUUGCACUAUAAAAUCGCUCCAGCGCCGUCACGUUUGCAUCAGCCGCCUGGAAAGGCCUCAGAACUGGGGUGAGAACUCCUGCGAAGUGAGAUUCGUCAUACUGGUGCUUGCUCCUCCAAAAAUGAAAAGCACCAAAACUGCGACUGAAGUGGGCCGGACGUUUGCCACCAUGUUCUCAGACAUCACCUUUCGGCAGAAGCUUCUGGAAACGAAAACGGAGGAAGAGUUCAAAGAAGCUUUGGUGCACCAGCGCCACCUCCUGACCGUGGUGAACCAGCGGCCCUCGGCGGUGGCCGACGAGCACCGGGCGCACAGCCACAAGCCUCUCAAGCUCCACGAUUUCUUCAAUGUUGGCAAGGGAAUUUUUGAUGACAUCGCACGAAGAUUUCCAGUGUACGCGCUGGACUUCACUGACGGCGUUAUUGGCAACAACAAAGCCAUAGGGAAAUACAUCACCACCAUGAUCUUUCUGUACUUCGCGUGCCUCCUGCCGUCCAUCGCGUUCGGCUCCCUGAAUGACGAGAACACAGACGGGGUCAUCGAUGUGCAGAAAACCAUCGUGGGCCAGUGCAUUGGCGGGCUUCUUUACGCGCUCUUCUCGGGCCAGCCGCUCGUUGUUCUCCUCACAACCGCACCUUUGGCACUGUACAUCAAUGUGAUCAAAGGAAUCUGCAGCGACUACAACUUGAAGUUCAGUGCUUUCUACGCCUGGGUUGGGCUCUGGAACAGUUUCUUCCUCAUGCUGUACUCCCUCUUCAAUUUCAGUCUUGUCAUGAAGCUCUUUAAAAGGUCAACAGAAGAAAUCAUUGCUCUCUUCAUCUCAGUCACGUUUGUCCUCGACGCCCUGAAGGGGAUCACCAAAGUUUUUAAAAAAUACUACCACAUCUCGAGACCGCAGAGUAUGUCCAUCAACAAUACCACCUUCCUGCUGAACAUGUCCGUGGAGCGGUCGGCACUGGCCAACCAGACCGAGAGCCCCGCGGCCGGCACGCAUUGCGACCGGGAGACAGCCGUUCUUAGCCUCAUGCUGAUGUUGGGCACUCUCUGGCUGGGCCACACGCUGUACCAGUUUAAGAAAAGCCCAUAUUUGCAUGCCAGAGUUCGCGAAAUCCUUUCCGAUUGUGCCUUACCCAUUUCUGUCCUAACCUUCUCCAUCAUUGGAUCAUAUUUCUUCAAGGAAAUAAAAAUGUCUAAAUUCAACUACAACCAGUCGGAGAGCCUGUUUGUGCUGGCGCCUCUCUGGGAUCUCUCCGUCGGACCCGUCAUGAGCGCGAUGGGCUUGGGGUUCCUGCUGUCCAUGCUCUUCUUCAUCGAGCAGAACAUUGUGGCGUCCCUCACAAAUGCCCCAGAGAACAGGUUAGUCAAGGGAACUGCUUACCACUGGGACCUCCUCCUCGUGGCCCUGAUUAACACAGGGCUGUCCGUCUUCGGGCUGCCCUGGAUCCACGCUGCCUUCCCUCACUCGCCGAUGCACGUCCGUGCGCUGGCCUACGUCGAGGAGCGGGUCGAGAACGGGCACAUCUACGAAACGAUCGUGAGCGUGAAAGAGACCCGGCUGACGACGCUGGCGGCCAACUUCUUGGUGGGCCUGUCGCUCCUGCUGCUGCCCUUCCCCCUGCAGCUCAUCCCGAAGCCCGUGCUCUACGGGCUCUUCCUCUACAUCGCCCUGACCUCCAUCGAUGGCAACCAGCUCUUCGAGAGGGUGGCCCUGCUGCUCAAAGAACAGACGGCCUACCCGCCCACGCAUUACAUCCGCCGGGUCCCCCAGAGGAAAAUCCACUACUUCACGGGCCUGCAGGUCCUCCAGCUCCUCAUCCUCUGCGGCUUUGGGAUGUCCCCUCUCCCGUACAUGAAGAUGAUCUUUCCGCUCAUCAUGAUCGGCAUGAUCCCCAUCAGGUACAACUUGCUCCCCAGGAUCAUCGAAGCGAAAUACUUGGACGCGAUGGACGCCGAGCACUAGGGGAACAGCGCCUCUUGGGCCUCAGCACGCUUCUCGCCCUCCUUGAACGGAAAGGAAACUGACGCCUGGCCAAGCUACUCCUAGAUGUUGGUUUGUCCUCAAACCUUUGUGACUUCGGAGCCUCUGUGCAACCGCUCCCCAGAAGUGUGUUGCCAGAGUCCGACCAAGUGCCCACAUUUUGGGAGGGCCGGGAGCGGGGGAUCAGCGCUCUCCUGAGCUGAGAGGCAAGCAAGCUUUACGGAUAUCCCAAAGACACAGGUUUGGAACAGCUACCUGCUUCUUUGUUUUAGGGGAAGCUGUCCCCUUUUUUAUACACUUUUGAUCUUUUUCCCAAAACUCUGCUUUUCUGCAAGAGGAAUAGUCAUGACCUCUUCUGAUUUGACAGAAUUACUGUAUGUUUGGAGCUUUAUAGCCGUUUCUCAACUUCUCCAUACCCUUAAACUGAUCUUACGCUAAAUAAAAGAUUCCUUGUUGACGAGUUGGUGUCACGGGCAUUAGAAAUGAGGAGACGACUGAUCAGUGUAGAGGCAGCAAAUGCCGGAAGAUCAAACGGGUUUGGUACAGCUGUCACCCAAAACCUGUAAAUUCAGGGGCAUCCCGUAGCUUAAGGGUAUGGAUCCACACACUUGGCGAUGUGAAGGAAGCUCCCGUCUCGACUGGAACCAGAGGCACCUGGGAGUCACCCAAACCACUUCUGUUUUACAGAGCAUCCCGACUUGGAAGCGUAGAUCGGCACAGUGGCAACGGUUUGAACCAGGCACUGAGUCUUGGUGAAUUCCCGCUCCCCUCCCCUGUGUGUGUACAGUACUACUUAUGUGUACAUAUAUACAUAGCUGAUCUAGAUAUGUGUAUAUAUUUUGCAUAUAAACGUACUGGAUAUCAAUGCCUGUUCUUUCCGGAAACUGAAAGGGUUUUUGUGCAAUCGGUGUUAAUAUGUACUGUAUCUUUUCCUCCACUUCUGUCUGUCUCCUUCCUUCCUGCCCACCGGCCUUCCUCCUUGUUUCUCCCAUUCCGUUCUUUUCCUUGUUCACACAGGUCGAGAUGCUUGUUCAUUCCUCACUCUUCCUCGCCCUUUAACUCCACCAGUUUUGCUUACCGCGAUGGAUUUAAUUUUACUGUACAGUACAUAGUGAAUGUUGGGGGCUUAGUUCCAGUUUCGCUUUGCUGCUGUUUUUGCCUGGGUCGUGUUUCUGUUCCUUGUCUUGGCACUGCUCAGUUUUGUAGCUGACCUUCCUGUUUCUCCCCACAAAACAUUACAUUAUAUUCUGGAAGAAUCUGCAUGUCCCCGAUGUCUGUUUUUAUAUAUUAUGGCUCCUAAUGACCAUCGGGCCCUUUUUGGGCCCUUUUUCUAAAGUGCUGUGAAAAAUCCCUGGUGGCAUGUAAGAUUUCCUCUCCUGCCUCAUAUUCCUCAGUUGUGGGGGGCAGAGAAACCUCUCCCCCAAGACUGGGGGAAUUUAGGAAGGUUCAUUAUGAAAGUGGCGGUUUUGUGCCAGAAGCCAGGCGGUUGGUUGAAAAGUUUCCAUCAGCUGACGGGCUGAUUAUUCAAAGUGAAAAGCGCCUGGGUGCGUCCAGCGUCUGGGUGUUGCAUCACCAGCGGGGGAAUUGCUGGUCCUUGAGGGUUUCCCUCGUGCUUUUUUAGAAAGCGUGUAUGUAAAAAUAAGUAGCUGUCAAAGGGAAAGAUUCUGCCCUGCUCUUCAGCCUGGUAUAGCCUAGUUCUUGGGGGCAGUCGUUCCCCCAGAGAAGGAGAGUUCCAGCAACCUACCAGGCCCAGGGCUGCCACCAGAAAGGGCCAGAAGGGGUGUGGAGGAGCCCCUUGUGGGGUAGCCCAGGUCUGCAGGGGCAUGGAGAACUUUCUCUGUGGGAUAGCCCAGGUCUGCAGCGGAUGGAGGACCUCCUUGUGGGAUAGCCCAGGUCUGCAGGGCACGCAGGACCUCCUUGUGGGAUAGCCCAGGUCUGCAGGGCACGCAGGACCUCCUUGUGGGAUAGCCCAGGUCUACAUUUUCAGUCAGCCGAGACUUGGAUAUAAGGAUGGAAGCACAACUAGCAGAGAGAACUCUCAGGGCUACAGCGUCCUUUCCAGGGAGAUGCCCAAGGACAGCCCAGAUAGAAGAGCAGCUGCUGGACACUGGCAAAGUCCUCCUUGGGUGGGCUGGCUGUCUUCAGAACACCAGAGGCAGCCUCCAGGCCAGGGCAGAAAGCGACCAGUUGACUCCUCUGGGUGGCUUUUCAUGCGGGUUUUCUGAAAUGGUAAAGGACCAGAGCUGCCUGCGUUCAGCAAGCCAGAAACCUGGCAGAUGCUCCAGAGCACGUCCGCAGCCUGGCCAGUCCCAGGUCUGCCUGGAAUCGGCUCGCUCACAGGGACCUCUUACGGGAGAGACAACGAGGAACUUGCUUUGCUCUGAAUAGCUGAGGUAAAGGUAGUUUUUGCACCUGAGGUUCAUUAAGAUGCUUCUCAAAUGACUCUCUGUUCCUCUGUCGUUGGUAGCAGAGGGGGCUGUCCUCUGGGACUCCAUUCUCACAAGUCAGGGAGGACGUGAGGGCCAUCGCUUGCAGGUAGCGCCAUGCGACCCCGAGACUCAUUUCUCAGAGGGUCGAUGAGGUGGUAGUGGGCAGCGCUGGCGUUCCUGCAACGAGAAGCUUCAGCACCCUCACUUCUGCGGGAGGAAGUGUUGUAAAACUUUCCUAACGCAGAUUCAAAAGGGCCGUGUGGGUUUCUUUCAAAGUUUAACGUGGAUGGCACAAGAGGAAAUGUAAGCAUGUGUAAACUUCCAUGAAAAUAACCUUGAAAUACCAAAGGGAAGUCCUGGAAUGUUCUCAAGUAAUGCUUUCAGACACCUUUAGAAGAGGCUGUAUGCAGCCUGCCGUUGGCUUUCAGCCACGGUUCUCAGGAAAGACCCUUCGUACAGUGUAAUUGUAGUCCGUAGAGUUGCCAGUUGCAAACCCAGUUGUAGUGCAGACGCCUUUUUGCAAAAGGUAACCAUUGGCAGUUGCAGCAGCUUUGGGAUAAAAAAUCUGCUCCUGGUUUUCUGAUGGAGGGUGCAAUCCUGCGCAUAUUUUUAGAAGUCCUACAAGGCCAAAAACUCGCUGCCAGCGUG